UGUAACCUCACAAAAUCGAAAGUGGUUUCCCGAAGGUUCGCGUACAAUGGUACCUGACAUGUUUUAUUAAGGUAGCUCAAUGCUAGCUGAUAUUUAACAUUUCCAUGGCAACCUUGAAGAAGCUUCAUGAGGACUGGCAAGCAGACAGAAACACUCAGGAUGCCAUGUGGCAUAUGUUUGAACAUCAGGUGAACUGUGAUGUGUUUUUUGAGGUGGGCUCUGACCAGGAAAGAAUUGGGGCCCACUCUGCUGUGCUCAUGGCUCGUAGUAUGGUGUGGUUCCGGGAGCUAGCAGGGGAGGUGCCAACACGGGAGAUCAUCCUGUUUGAAGUUGAACCAGAGGAGUUCAACUGCUUCCUGAGAUAUCUGUACACAGGUCGGCUUCAGACAGAUGGAAUUAGCGUGGACAAUCUUCUCAAGCUUGCCGAGAAAUACUGUGUGCGAGAAUGUGUUAAAUUACUCGUUACAAAGCAGCUUGAAACCAUGGAUCCAGAGACCUUCUGUCCCUUUGUUCGUAAAAAUGAACACCAUAUGACUGAUCUCAUGAGAUUUAAAUGUUUUGAGUAUGUGUUUAGUCAUCCAUUUCAAGUGUUCCAUAGCGCCUCGUUUCCCUAUCUGCCAUAUUCAUUCUUAAAGGCAUUGCUUGGAAAUGAAUACCUUGUUAUAGACGAGGAUGUGCUGUGUACAGCUGUACUUUUGUGGGCCUCGCAGGAAUGUAGGUCACAGAAGAUGGAGGAAAAUGGGAAAAACCAGAGACUUGUUUUGCAAGAUGCUCUCUAUCUGAUAAGAUUUCCAUUGUUAAGUCAGGACUAUUUUACUGAAAAUAUUUCAGAGUCCCAGCUGCUCUCCGACAAAGAGGAGCUGCAGUUGUAUAGAUAUCUUAUGAACAAAAACAAAUCUGACGGGUUUCCGUUUAAUAUUAAUAAAAGAAAGGCCCCCAUAACUCCAUUCCAGUUCAUUGUAGAGGAGGCCAAUCCUCGACCCAGUUCUGGUCUUCAUGUUUCCGAAAGUCGUCCCAUUCUCACAACUGUCGAGUCAGUCCACGAAGGGUCAGUAUUAAGAUUUAAGGAAAGGGGCAGUGGAUGGGGGUAUAGGCUGGACAGAAAGGACGCUGUAGCUUUUGAAGUUAACAAAGAUAUAAUUCUUACAGAUGUUUAUAUCUAUGGUAACUGCAAAGAGAACGGCAAGAUGGAAGUGUCAGUUAGUUUGCAAAGGGAUACUCAGAGCGAGCCUCUGUCUAUUUCAAUGGUUCAGCUUCAGUGUGAAUUGUCUCACGCUACGGGAAGGUAUGAAGUGGGCAUUGAAAACGAUGUCGGAUCCUAUGGAAUAAAAAUAACAGCAGGGGUUGUAUACCAUAUUGUUGUGGAGAUCAAGGGAACCAAUUCCUAUUAUGGAAAACAUGGCAUAAAAGAAGUAAUAUCAGAUGGGAUCACAUUUAGUUUUAAGAACAGCUAUUUAUCGACUAAUAAUACAAACGUGGACAUGGGGCAGAUUGCUGGAUUAAAAUUUCACAUACUUCCUAAGGAGUGAGGCAUGUGGGGAAUAUGAAAAUGUUAAUACACAUUCACCUGGAUAGAAUCAAUAAUUAUAUUGAAGCUCUCAUUUGUUUGUGGUUUGACUGUUAUUUUACCUUGUUUAUUUUUAUUUCACAAAGUGUAUAUAUUCAACAUGCUUUUGCAUAACACUCAUGCAUAUUCUAUAGAAUAAUCGGUUGGUGACGUGGACAGAGAAAUAGUAGUAUCUGGCAAGUCGGAGGAAUUUAUUGGGUGAGCCGAAGGCAAACCUGAUUAGAUCCUCUGACAAGACAUAUAACCAUUCUCCAUCCACGUCGCCAACCUAUUAUUCUAUUUAUCAUGUCAUUCCAUCGAAUCCAACAUUUUUUCUUUUUAUUUUAUGCCUUUUUUCACUGUUCAUUUACAUUGUAAAAGAGUUUAACCGGAGAAUCUGGCUGGUAUAAUGAAGUCAUUUCGUCAAAAAAUGACGUCAUUUCACAGUAAAACAGAGCGACUAACGGAUAUUUGAGGUCACGUGGUCAACUAGCCUAAUAACUUUUGGGUUAUUAGGUUACCUGGUUAUGGGGCUGAUUUAAAGUGAUAUUAUGGAUGGGCAUUUUUCACUGUUGAAUUGAGCUGAAAAUAAUUAACAGGUCAAAAGAGUAAGUUAAAAUGUGGUUACUGACCAAUCUUCAACUCAUCUUGCUACCAGUUGUUUAUAAAAAUAUAUUUUAUAUUAUAUAUUUUGUGUGACCCAACUAGUCCUGUAUGCCAAAAUGAUCCGUAAAACAAAAUGGUGUCUUUGUGUUGUAUUAACGAAUCUGCACUAAAACUAAAUUUAAGUUCACAUUGUACAUGCCUGAUCAGUUGUCAAACAAAAGUACGUUUGAUAUUCAAAUGCAUUAUUUUUCUCUUUCCGUAAUAUUGUUUUAGUAUGUUGAUGCUGCAUUAACAAUUAAGUGUAUAUGAAGUGAAAACACCAAAAAUAAAAAACGGUUGAGAUAGACACCUUUAAACUGUUAGAUGCCCAUAAUAUCACUUUAAGGGCAUGUGACAGGUUAAAUGUGUGUAUCUUUGUGCACAUAAUAUAGAUUAAUAUUUGAUGUACACAUACAUACACAAUUGUUGUUCAUACUUUGCAGAACUGAUCACCAAAGUUUUGUUGGUAACAUUUUUGGGGAAUUUUAUAGUUUGCUUUAUAAUAGAAAUAUAACGUAUAAUGUAGUCAUUAGACGAUGAUUAGUUCUUAGUAUAAUGUGAUGAAUUGUUUCAAAUAAAAUGAAAAAUACUGUUUAAAUGAUGAAGUUGGAAAGUUUCUAAUGCAGUGAUAGUAAAUGAAUGAAGUUAAAUUAUAUUGCUUAAUGAUUUUUUCUUUUACUAUAAGAUAGAUCGAGUUCUUACCCCAAGCUGUUAAAUUGUGAUAUAUCAAUCAUAAGUGUAGAUCAGCUGUUAAUAGUUGUGUGUGUGCUGUUUUGUCUUGAAUCACAUAUGUAUUUUAUUUAAUUCAUGUGAUUUAAGUGUCAUAAAUCACUAAUUAACAUAACCAAACAUGAAGGUGAAUGUUGAAUGUAUAUUUUUGUAUCAUCUGUUUACUUGUGGUCAAUGUUUUAAAUAGACAAUAAAUAUAUACCUGAA
Molecule: messenger RNA, 3127 nt
Organism: Dreissena polymorpha
Lineage: Eukaryota; Metazoa; Mollusca; Bivalvia; Myida; Dreissenidae
Product: BTB/POZ domain-containing protein 6-B-like
Exons: 4
Coding region: 105-1529 (474 amino acids)
Biological process (GO): neurogenesis
Cellular component (GO): cytosol
Molecular function (GO): protein binding
Source: RefSeq, a predicted model, not a curated record